AGGACCUCAUGAAUGAUAUUAUAGUUACUUUGUGUUGUCCCAUAGUAUUGAUUCCUUCCCUUACACCGUGACAAGCUUUUGUGAAAGCCUAUGAAAAUUACUUUUCCUGGACUAUUUUUUGGUCCGUGGCCAGGGGGGCCACGACAACACUGAACUUUUUUUAUGAUUGACUGCGCAUGAAGUAUUCAUCGGUGUUUAAGGAAGCUGUCAAUAACAGCAACAAGACGCCAAGUAUUGCGUUUUCUAAGCUAGCGUCGCGCCACAUCGACAUCCUACCACUUCCUUGUUGAAACAAGAAAUUAAGAAACCCUUUUAUGAAUAUGUUGUUUUACCAUUAUAUACUUAUCAUGUGGUCUACCUACUUUAAGAUAAAAUCAUGUCCAUGAGCUGUGUUGAUGGAGCCGCGCUUGGCCUUGCGAGAGAGUGAGCUCACGGUGAACAACUCGUCUGGUUGAGCAGUUCUAUCUUGCCGCGCGUAGAUAUACGUAUUCAUCACCAGUCAGCAUCAACUUCCAGUCAGCUGGAAGGAUCUUCAAAAGGGGAGCCAGCUCCCCUUCGAACAAGACAAGAAAAAGAGCUCCUUCGACUUCUACCGAGUCCUGGUUCUCAUCAAAAGGUCGUCGAAGAGGAAGAUGUCCUCGUCGUCGGCCGCACCGGGAGGUAGUGGCAGUGAUGGAGGAGCUUCUGCUUCACCACCAUCGGUGUUGUCGCCGAGCACCAGUGGUAGUCGGCGGGGCGUCCUCGAGACGGUGAACAAGGAUUUGUUGGUCGCUGUAGACGAUGGCCGGUCUGCGGAUGAAGCAUUGAAGCGCAAGAUUAACGCCGCUUCUGCAUUGUUAGAGCACAAGCAAGCUCCUGCAACUUCUCCGAAAGCGCCACUAGAUGAAGACCUCGCGAAUAGACUCAACCAGAGUCAAGGGGCACUAGCCGCCGGGUCGUUGCUAGCAGGACUCAGCUCGAACAAGCGCCCGGGCAGACCUGGAUACAACGCCGCUGCGGGCGACGCAGCUCCAAUGCCGGCUUUGUUCGGAGCAGGAAAUAAGGGACUAGGUAGUAUGGUGAAUACUGCAAGCAGUAGCACCACCAGUGGGGGAGCCGGAGCAGCCGCGGGAUACGAAAAUAAGACAGCGCCUAGCAGCACUAACUCGGAGCAACCGAAGCCCAUGCUAGGUCGAAGGAACAGUGGAGUGGAUAUUACCGACUUGCUAGAUUGGACUAACAAACAGGAUCAAGCUGAAAAUGGAGGUGCUAGCAUAAAAGCACAAGCAGAACCUGCGGACGCGGCACCUGCACCAAUGAAGAAGACUGGUUCGCGGAUUUUCAAAAAAUUAGACCCCGACGGAGGUAGGAAUGGAGGGAUGACAAUGGGGGAGAAAGAUGUUCCCGGUGCAGGCGAGAAGGGAGCCCCAUUAUCGCCAUUCUCUGGCAGCAGUGGGCCACUCGGAGCAGCUAAUACAGCGACCACGGGAGCAACAACAACUACAACAAACGGAAACGGUAAUAAGAAUGGUACAAUACCAGCAGCAAGUGGAGGGACUACAGGAGCAGAAAGUAGUAAAGGUGCGUCAAACGAGGAACUGAUUAGUGGUGGAGCGCUAGGAAGGUGGACCUACAUAACGAAUCUGAUAGGAGCAGGCAUCCUGCGUGGGAAACGGAAGAUGUCGAUGACGUACGGGCAGCAAAACAACACUUCUUCGCCCAAGGAGGUCGACACCCUUCGCCAGUCCAAGCAUUUAUCGGCCCAUGACGAAAAAACUUCCGAGGAACAGGCCGUCGAAAAACGGCAGUUCUACAAAACCGGGUUGGACGUAACCAAACGAACGAAGAUUCUAGCGCAUUCUUUGGCCCAGACAGAAAUCGAGAAAGAACGAGAGGAAGCGGAGUUAUUGGGGAGAGACGAAUGGCAGUUGUGGAACCAGAAGUGGCGCGAAGGCAGAACGGGAUGGUUAGGCUACGUCCCCAUCUUCCACCCGGAUGCAAAUGCACGAGUAGCGUGGCAGGUACUACAACUGAUAUAAGAAUGUAUGUGUUUGCAAUCCUGAGUGACAGUUCUUUUUCGUCUGUACGUACUCUCUUCCUAAUUUUUCAAGCAACUAGAACUAUUUCUACUAGAAAAAAUGAAUCGCUCCACUAUCACCAUUAUGAUCAAAAACUCAGUUUUUCGCUCAUCACUCAGACUAAAAAAUGAAUCCGUCACCAAAUGAUCUGAACUUUUCAAUCUCAUCCAAAAAGAAACUUCUCCAAUGGACACGCACACACGGACACUCCCAGGUUUUGAUGGUUUUCCCUCUGAUGUAUAUGGGAACCGUGGUACCGUUUCGGCUGGCUUUUGUGGAUUUUCGCAUUUAUCCGGAUGAUCCGAUGUUCAACGUAGAAAGUGUAUCCGAAAAUAGCUUCUGGGCAGGAUGCGACUUGGUCUUGGAUAUAAGUUUCUGGCUGGACCUGUUCUUCAACUUCUUCGUGGCCUACUUUGACUACCGAGGCAUCCUGCACACGCACCCCACCGAUAUCUGGCAUGCAUAUCUAACCGGUAUUACUUAUAGUACUAUGCGUUUCAUCAGCACAAUGAUUUAGUAUGCUGGUACAGGAGCAGGCAGGAUGUAACAGAACUUCUACUAAUAUAGUUCGUUGCUGUGCCAAGAACUCACAACUGGACCAGCUGACUACGUUUAUCUUUAUGCCAACCAAAGAAAUAUUUCUCCCCUAACAUGAACUCGUAACAGGGUGGUUCACGAUGGACCUCUUAGCGUGUUUGCCUGCGGAGUUUUACGCGGUGUUUAUCGCGAUGGGCAGCGACACGAAUGCGAAUAAGAUCACGCGUUUGCCGCAGCUGUACCGCAUUGGCCGCCUCGCUCGGUUAGGCAAGAUGGGGAAGGUGAAAACCUUUUCCCAGGCCUUUAUACGGAGACUGCAGCAGCAACCAGCGAUAUUUUACCUCAGUAGCACACUGGGGAAAAGUCGACUAGCGAACGUGAGCAAGUUUCUAUUAGUCUUGCUCUUCAUAGCCCACAUCUUAGGAUGUUUCUGGUACCUUAGCGCAGCGAUGGAAAGCGACCCGCUACAAACUUGGGUAGGACAGCGAAAACAAGUGAACCCAGACGGAGAAGUCACGUACUUACUCUUUUUGAAACCUUUGUUAGAAAAAGUGAACCCAGACGGAGAAGUCACGUAAUUUCUUUUAAUUUUCCCAGCUACACUUACUUCAAACUUCAAAUACAGGGUUAUUACUGCUGUGCAUCAAUUCAUUUUUAAUAUGAUACUGUGCCUCCUCUUGGACUAUGACUCUUUUUUAAAAGGUAUUCUUGAACUAUCAUAUUUUUAGGUAGUACAGCCAGCACUGCUAGUACCAAUCAGAAGAAUGAUUCGUUCUCUCCAAUCUUUUCUAUUCUCUCUUACUUCCUUCAACCACUGCAAAUGAAAAUUUACAGUGUAAAUUUUUGUCUUUCAACCCAUGAACGUCAGUACUUAUUUGAAUUUCUUUUGACCAACAUGAUCAUAGGUACAUGUUGGAGCAGGGUCCGACGUAUCAGUGGCUGACUUGCGUGUAUUUUAUUCUGACGGUUUGUACCACUGUUGGUUUCGGAGACAUUACGCCAUUCACCAGUGGCGAACUCGUUUUCGUGACCGCUUUGAUGCUGUUUGGUGCCGUGAUCAACAGCAUGAUCGUGUCCGAGGUGAUCGCGGUGUUGUCCCGCGUGGACCAGAGCAACCAGGAACUGAGCCGCAAGACCGCGUCUAUUAGUUCCUUUUUCAGGAGAGCCAACGUGCAAGACACGGCCAUCGAGAACAAGAUCCGCAAGGUGGCGGAGUACCAGACCCGGGAAAAGUACGCCGCGAGCGGAGAGGAAACCACGGACCAGUGGAGGGCGUUUUGGGAAAUCUGUUCGAGCAUGAGCGGCUCUUUGCAGCGAGUAGUGGCGAAGCGCGCGUUUAACGGUGGGGUGUGGAACAACCAAUUCGUGAAACACUCGAAACUGCAGGAAGAAGGCGUCCCUUUGCUGUUGAGCAUUUUCCUCCAGAAGCGGAUGUGCGAACGAGGCUUCGUCUUUUAUCGCAUAGGAGAACAGGCGCAGAGCUUGUACUUCGUGCUGAGCGGCGUUUUAUCGUUUUGCGCCGUGCCGUCCGAGAUGGGGGGCAUAGCGAACGUGAGGAUGAUCGAGAACCUAGUGGAACUCGACGUCGGAACGGGAUUGGUGAAAAGACAUCCCUACACGCUGUUUUGCCGCAACGGCUACGUGGGCGAGUGGGAGCUCAUCGUCGCGUCCUCUAGGAAGUCGUGUCUGCGUGCAGAAACGAGGUCCGAGAUCUUGACGCUGAACCGCGGGGACUUCAUCAUACUGUGCUACAGUUACCCCACGAUCCUAGAGAACCUUAGGGGACACGCCAGGCGACGAGAAGAACGCCGACUGCUCAGGUUCCGGAAGCACACAGCGCCCAACGACUACAAGGAACUGGCUGCGAACACCAUUCGCGCCACAUGGUUAGAGGUCAAGAAAAGAAGAGCAAAAGGUACUUCAUCUGAGUGACGAAUUGUGAUUUAGAUUUUCUAAAAAACUUUUGAUCUAUCUCCUAACGUUUUUAUAGCUUCAUAUAGGUCCACAGGAAUAAUUACAGAUAGACUUCCGACAGCACAGUGCCAGUAGUCGAAGUAAAAAACUUAUAGACUAGUUCAUUUUUUCGUGCCUACUUUGAAGAUCUUCGAUGUAAGAAUGUCAAUUGUCGAGGGAUCUCGUCCAAUGUUUGCGUGGUAUCGAUUUCGAGAUGGAGACAUCCAAUAUGAUUGCGUCGCAUUUACUCAUCCUCUUGAAACAAAAAUAACAGCGAAAAUGAAGCGGACGUUCAAUAAAGUGCAUAAGAUAGCGGCGCGGGCUGUGCUCGGAAAGAGCGAUAGGACUGCCUUGGAAAUGUCGAAGGCUGAUCUCUUCAAGGUACCAUAUUUUUUUGUUGACUUCUAGAAAAGCUGAUCUCUUCAAGGUACCACAUUUUUUUGUUGACUUCUAGAAAAGCUGAUCUCUUCAAGGUACCACAUUUUUUUGUUGACUUCUAGAAAAUCUACUGUCAGACCACGUCUCUACGGCCUUCAUAAACGACGAGAACAUGGGCUACAGCAUGCUGUGUUUCAUUGUUUACGAGUAGAGCUGGUUUAUUAGGUUGCCUAGUAUUGUUGCAGCAUUUUCGGUAUUUUCUAGACAGGUCAGUCCUCGCGUGCAGCUGAAGCACAGCUCGGUCUAGUGCAGUAGAUUCUUUUUCGGCGUUUUCAUAGUCGUGAACGCUCACCUCUCCGAGGCGAGCCAAAUCCUAUCCUAUGUUUGUUGUUUCCUCUAGUAAAGAUGCACAGCUUACUACUUCUUCUUCCUCCCAAUCUUGAGUACCUUUCAACAUUUUGUCACAGGACAAGAAGAACAAGAUAACUGUUUGGAUAAAAAUUUUUUUACUCCUCUCCAGGAAAUGGCGAAACGCGAGGAGCGCAAGAAGUACAGCGGACGCGACCCUUCUACACCAGCGACACUAUCUGACCUGUCACGGAUGAGCUCAGACAUGGACACAGUGAGAACGCAGGUGUCGGAGAUGGUAAGAAUGGUCGAACAGCUCUACUUCUCAAACGCUGGGCUCGGAAAUACGGGAAGUAUGCGCUCACAUGAAUAAAAAGUUGUUGGCUUGCUCAACUCCUUAUACCUGGGUGUAACUCGGAAUGUACUAUAGGUAAAAACCCUAUAGCCGUUUAUAAGUCAUUAUAUCCUUGAUGAAUAUACCUGAUUCAUAAAGAUACUCUGUUCUUGUUCUUUUUCCUGAUUCUCGUACAAAGCUUCUCAAUUUCGUAUUUUCUCAUGCUUAUCGACAUAUAUGAAUCGAACUCUUUGCUUAUAAUGAUACUUCUUAAUGCUUGACAACAUGAAAUUAUAAUGCUUCUUCAUGAAAAACAAAAUAAUGCUAAAAAGAUGCUGACUAAAUGCAAAACGGACGAUUUCUCGCUAAAUCAAUGCGUCUUUCUACAAGGUUAAUGGUUUUCGGUUUAACAAAUUCUCAUAAUGUUUUUGGGGUUGUGCUAUGGCUGUAUUCAACAUAAUUGGAAUAUCUUUCGAUAAUACUUCUAACAUGCUAAAACAUCAACGACGAGUUCAUUCAUUCUUAUUCACUAUUUACGUUUACCAGUUUACGAGUUUACGAACUACUACUAUAACUAUUAGGUUUAUUCCCAAUUUUAACAAGUGUUCAAGUCCUAUCAAAACAAAAACACAUUCAUAUCUUACACCAAUGUUUGUACUUGCUUUGUUUUAUUGAUUACUUCUGUAUACCUCAGUGUAUAGCUUUUUUUUCGAUCGUAACGAGUGAAUGCCAGCGCUCAUGAGUGCUGUAAUUCCUUGAGUCGGUCCUCGGAAACUUUUCAAAUUUGUUUUACUCAUGAUCAAUAUCAGUUUAACUGCAUGGUAUUUUUUCUAGGCGUAGGCUGGUCAGGGUUCUUGCUCGAAAUUUCUUGCUAGUUUGAAUCAGGACUCAGUACUAAGCACGAGAGUUAGUGAUCAUUCUAUGAACUUUAGUGAUUAUUCUCUGACCUUUAUUCUCCUGUAAGAGCAGUUGGAGUAGCACACCAGUCCAGGUUCGAUCUUAUGCUGCAUCGAGAAGCUGGACCGGUUCUCUAGCAGAAAUGUCGACUUACGAUCAUGAUAGGGUCGAUGUGAAGACUUCAUCGAGGAGUCCUCACUUAAGAGCAUUUUUUUAUCUAUAGAAACAGCAGCACCUCCGCUUCGUUGCCCCCGUAACCUAAUGGUACUAGUAGUAGAGACCACGUGGUGGAGACUAUAAUUAUGCUGCGGCGAAGAUCAUAUUAUAAUCAUGAUGUUGUGUGGUCUUCGUUGUAGAAGACGAAGACGAAGACGAUCAACUUGUAGAUUAUCAACACGACUGCUUUCGGAUAGGAAAUGCAGAUAGGCUUAGCCAAGAUCAAAAAUGGGCUGUAACGAGGAACGCCGUUAAUUGCGGACGCACAAUGCACUCGCAACAUACUUUUUCUACAUGCUUGCAGUCAGAAGUGUACGCAUAAGAGAUUCAUUGGAGGAAAUGAACAGGAGAUAUUGG
Amoebophrya sp. A25 is the source of this 7077-nucleotide messenger RNA. Lineage: Eukaryota; Dinophyceae; Syndiniales; Amoebophryaceae. The record is from the annotation of a GenBank genome assembly.